AUGAAUAAGCUGAGACAGAGUGAUCUGCUCACCGCUUUGCCCAAAAUACUCACACACUGCGUCCUCGGUAUCGUGUUUGCGCCCUCGUUAUUGACAUCACAUCGCUCUAGGAAGGAACUAGAUCACAAGGCGACUGCCGAAAGGGAAGCUAACCUUUGGUCUACAAAUUCCCCAUUUUCCGCCCUUCCCCACCUCAGUUUUCAAACCCGCACCAACGCUUCAGAUUUCCCCUCCAUCUUUCUUCCCAUCGGUUUGACCACGGAGCACUAG
This is a messenger RNA of Clonostachys rhizophaga, 270 nucleotides long. The record is from the annotation of a GenBank genome assembly. NCBI's taxonomy places the organism in Eukaryota, Fungi, Ascomycota, Sordariomycetes, Hypocreales, Bionectriaceae.